UCUCUCUAAGGGAAGGUGGCGAGUGACUAGUUAGAAGUGCUUGUGGCAAGUCUCCGCCCAAGAUUCCCCCCGCAAGGGGAAGAUGCCAAGGUAGAGGCACCUUGCUUCUCAGCAUCUGAACUUGGAAGGGGCUGCAGCUGCCAGCUGAGGCCACCCUUUCCUUAGCCAGAGGACCGGCCAGCCGCUCUCCAUGGUACUGCGGAGAGCUCAGCUCCGCCCUUCUCUUUCAGAAGGACAGCACCCGGCGUCACGUAACCCAGCCUUCUCGGGCUUCACCACCGCCUCUUCCUUCCCCUUUUCCCUCUCCUCCUCCUGCUCCCCCUGCUGCUCCCCUCCUUUCCAUGUUCUUCCCUUCCGCACUCUUGGAGAUAGACGCUCAAGCCUGACGCCUCGGAAAAAGGCAGCAGCAGUCGCCUUAUCCUUAGACCUCAAGAAAUUCGCUUUGACCAUACAUGUUUCUGGGUCUGGCUCGAGCUGAGGGGAAUAACCAGGCAGAUUUCUGGGUUCAUAUAAAACAACAAAAUACAAUCAAAAUGCAUCACCAACAUACACCCAAUUGACAUGCUGGAAUCUUAGGGUGGUCUUGCAGAGACAAAGACAAGAGAAGAGCUGUUGGGAUUGAUUUCACCAUCUAACAGCUUCUGGCUGUCUCACACCAGGGUUUGAGACCUACCGACAGGACUCGUAGGGCAUACACAGGAAAUUUGGCCUUGGCAUCAGUGGUGCUGGAAGCCUGUGAUAUGACAGUAGGCCUCUGAAGCUAUUCUGGUGUAUCACUCUGCCCCUUCUCCUUCUGUGUUUGGAGCCAACAUCUGGAGGAGCCUCGAGGCCUGCCAAGCAGCCGAAGGUCCUGGCUUAGUUCUGGCUUCGUGUUCUUCUCUGAGAAAAGUGUGUUCUUUCUGAUUCUGCUCUCCUAUUGCUGGCACCACGCCGGUGGUAGUUGAAGGUGUUGGUUCUGCAAGAGUGAAGUACCUGAUGGUGCCACAGAUGCCCUUACUUAACAUCAUCGUUUGUAAAUGAAUCAGUGAUCUCUCUUGAGCCUCGGUGGCCUUCUUUUUCAGAACGUUGCCUCCAAAGUGUAUCCUCCCUUUGGCCUGGAAGUUCUGUGGCUAUCCCAUACUACUGGGGUCUCUGCUUUCCAGUUGGAAGGGGACUACUGGGAGAGAGGAAGGGGCUGCUGGAAGCGAAGAAGAAGGAAAAAAGAGCUGAAGGAGGGUGCGCCCCUCCCACUGCCGCCUCCCCCAUCCCUCCCACUCCUCUGGGGACCCCCAUUCUCCGUGACGUUGUCCAGGACCACUUCGACCCUGUCGCCCCCAGCUCCCCCCCGCCGCACCCCAGCCCCGAGCAUGGGGACGGCGCUGGUCCAGCAUGGGGGCUGCUGUCUCCUCUGCCUGUCGCUGCUGCUGUUGGGCUGCUGGGCAGAGCUGGGCAGUGGGCUGGAGUUCCCAGGCGCUGAGGGCCAGUGGACGCGCUUCCCCAAGUGGAACGCGUGCUGCGAGAGUGAGAUGAGCUUCCAGCUGAAGACACGCAGCGCCCGCGGCCUCGUGCUCUACUUCGACGACGAGGGCUUCUGCGACUUCCUCGAGCUCAUCCUGACACGCGGCGGCCGCUUGCAGCUCAGCUUCUCCAUCUUCUGCGCCGAGCCCGCCACGCUGUUGGCCGACACGCCAGUCAACGACGGCGCCUGGCACAGCGUGCGCAUCCGCCGCCAGUUCCGCAACACCACUCUCUACAUCGACCGCGCUGAGGCCAAGUGGGUGGAGGUCAAGUCCAAGCGCAGGGACAUGACGGUGUUCAGUGGGCUGUUCGUGGGCGGCCUGCCGCCUGAACUGCGAGCCGCUGCGCUCAAGCUCACCCUGGCCUCGGUGCGUGAGCGGGAGCCCUUCAAGGGCUGGAUCCGUGAUGUCAGGGUCAACUCGUCCCAGGCGCUGCCGGUGGACGGCAGCGAGGUCAAGCUGGACGAAGAGCCGCCCAAUAGCGGGGGCGGGAGCCCGUGCGAGGCGGGCGAUGAGGGCGACGGCGGCGUGUGCCUCAACGGGGGCGUGUGCUCCGUGGUCGACGACCAGGCCGUGUGUGACUGCUCGAGGACCGGUUUCCGUGGCAAAGACUGCAGCCAAGACACCAAACUCAGACACUAUUGCUGAUGCCAAGAAGUGCUUGCUGACAGGAUCCUGAUAUAGCUGUCUCCCGAGAGACUCCGCCAGAGCCUGACAAAUAUAGAAGUGGAUGCUCCCAGCCAACCAUUGGACUGGGCAUGGGGUCCCCAGUGAAGUAUUUAGAGAAAGGACUGAAGGAGCAACCCCAUAGGAAGAACAACAAUAUCAACCAACCAGAGCCCCCAGAACUCCCAGGGACUAAACCAACAACCAAAAAGUACACAUGGAGCGACUCAUGGGUACAGCCACAUAUGUAGCAGAGGAUGGCCUUUGAUCCUAUGAAGGCUUGGUGCCCCAGUGUAGGGGAAUGCCAGGGCAGGGAGACCGGAGUGGGUGGGAGGGUAAGGGAGCAUUCUCAUAGAAGCAGGCAGAGGGAGGUAAUGGUUAGGGGGUUUCUGAAGGGGAAACUGGGGGAUAAUAUUUGAAAUGUAAAUAAAUAAAAUAUCCAAUAAAAAGGAAGAAAAGAAAAUCUAUGACAAUGCCCUUAAAAAUAUAAAGAAAAGGUAUUUUCAGUGUAAUUCUAUAGACUUAAUAUAUGAAAUAAAAUAAUAAUUUAAACUUAAAGGAUGAUGUUGCAUGUUUCUUUAAUCAUUAGUAAUAUCUUCUUUUGCUGUAUUUGAAAUGUGGUUAGAUAUAUCAUCACCUUAAACUAACACUGGCAAUAUAUAAGGUCACGUGUAUCAGGAAAGCAUCCUGGAAUGGAAGCCAUUCAGAAAUCAUCUAUUAAGUGAUUUAAUUCAAUUUGAUUGUUAAAUGUGUCUGAGUCUUUACCUAGUAAUUAAAGGAAACCUAUGUUAAUUAUUUAUUUACUUAUCUAGCUAUUCUUAUAGCAAAUGUUUAUUGACAUGUGCAUGAGCCAAUCAUAAUACUCAAAACAAUAAAAUACAUUUUUUUUCGGAGCUGGGGAUCGAAUCCAGGGCCUUGCGCUUGCUAGGCAAGUGCUCUACCACUGAGCUAAAUCCCCAACCUAUACAUUUUAAAUAUAGAAAUGAAAAACAUCAUCAAAGAAGAAAAGCACUUAGGUGGCUGAUACAACUGUUUUUCUGAAUUGUGAUAUAGUCAUUAAUUGUAAAUUGAGCAACAAUUUGAAAAUUGAUACAAAUCACAAAAUGUAUAAUUUUGUCACAGAUUUAUUUUAUUAUUGUUGAGAAAAUAAAAUGUAUUAUAGAAUAGUAUUUAAACUUCCAUCCAUCUAAAAAUAAUUAUCUAAUAUAUGUCAGUAUUGCAACAGUUUUCACAGCCUAGUCUUCAGAAUGAUUGACAAUAAUAUUUUAACAGUUUUGGCAUCUCAAAUGUUGGUAGCAUCAUUUUUUCCUAUACAUUUUUCAAUGUAUUUAAAAUAAAAGUGUGUUGUGGAACUCUCAUAAAAAACGUAGAGACACAUAGGAUAUUAUUGUUCUACUAAGGAAAAAUAUGCUUCAGUUUGAUGUUCGGCCACCGAUGACGAAAUGACUUGAUCACCAGUGUGCUGCAACACAAGAAUGGUCUCCAAAAGAGACUAUCAAUAUCAACUUUCUUAGCUUUAGGUAUUGUUUUGUCUUUCUCUGAUCUCCUGCCACAUUAACAUUGGGGGGAGGGGAGAAGAACAAAAGAAAGACAGUGUUGCUCAUAACGAACCAUGUUCGAAUCAGGCAGUAUGUGCUUUGCUGAUUUGUAUAUCAUGUAACUUAUUUUUUGAUUGAGGCAGAUUGUGAAGGGACACAAGACAGCCAUUGGGAGUACACAAUUUUAACAGCUAGGUUCAAAUGAUGUACACACACACACACUAUAGCAUGACUCAGACCCCAGCAAGUAUGUCAUCAGGGGGCAAGGGUAGGCUAGCACCACAAGCACGAUUAUGUUCAUUUCAAGCUGUAUAAUGUUUCUCCUGAUAAAAUUUUUAUUUCCAUUAUUUUUUAUUUCAUUUAAACUUUAAAUUUUCCUGCAUAACAGUAAACAAUUUUACACUUCAUUUUUCUGAAACACAUGUAGAUAUAAAUAUGCAUAUGUUUGUAUAUGUAGAUAUACUUCAGUGAAUUUGUGACUUAUAGAAAAGUUGACAUAAUGGAAUAGUUAAAACAUCAUACAUUUUAUAUUACUAUUAUAACAUUGUAUCUGCUCAUGUUAAAAUAUGAUUGAAUGCAUAUUAAAUGCCUUGUAUGCAAGUAUGAAAAUGGAAUUCCUUUUUGCUGUGGAAAAUUGAAUAAAAAUCCCAUCUCUGACCCCAAAAUAUGAAUAUAAUUAUGCUAAUAAAAUAGAUACAGGGAAGGCACUUUAUAUGCACACUCAGGAUUUCAACCUCGUUCUCUCUAUAUAUCUGCUAGUUGGCUUUUUCAUUUUUGUUGUUUUUUUAUUAAAUACAAAUUACAUAUUUAUAUUUAAUUAUAUGUAGUUACAUAACUAAUCACUAUAUAUAUAUUUUUUUUUCACUUUACAUCCUACUCACCGUUCCCUCCUGGUAACCCCCUCCCUCGAUUCUUCCCCUCAUGCGAACUACUACCACUGAGACCAGACAGGCAACCCAGUUAGAAGAACAUAUCCCAUGUACAGGCAACAGCUUUUGGGACAGCCCCUCACUCAGUUGUCCAGGACCAAGCUGCAUAUUUGCUACAUAUGUGUGGGGAGGCCUACGUCUAGUUCUUUGGUUAGUGUGUUAGCCUCUGAGAGCCCCAAAGAUCCAAGUUAGUUUACUGUUGGUCUUUCUGUGAAGUUUCUAUCCCCUCUUGAGCCACAAUUCUUCCUCCUAUUCUCCCACAAGUUUCCCCAAUCUCUAUACACUUUUUGUCUGUGGGCAUCUGCAUCUCAGUCUGAUGGAUGGAGCCUCUCAUGGGACAACCAUGUUAUGCUACUGCCUGCAAGCAUAACAAUAUCAUUAAUAAUGUGAGAGAUUAGUGCUCGCCCAUGGGAUGGGUCUCAGACUGGGCUGGUUAUUGGUUGUUCAUUCCCUCAUUCUCUGUUCAACCCCCAUCCCUGCAUUUCUGCUAGAGAGGAUUAAAUUUGGCUUAAAAGGUUUGUACCUGGGUUAAUGUCCCAAUCUCUCCACUGGGGUUCCUGCCUGGCUAUAGGAAGUGGCCUCUUCAGGUUCCACAUCCUUAGUUUCAGCUAGGGUCACCCUCUGCCCCACUGAUUCUUGGGUGACUCCCAUAUUCAAGGUUUCUGUCUUGUUCUGGAGAUGCCUACCACCUCCCCACCCCCAUCACUUGCAAAUUUCCAUUCAUUCUCAUGGCCAUCUGCCCAUCUCUCCUGUCCCUCCCCCACCUGAUUCUAACCCCACAUUCUCAUUCCCAUCCUCUUUACUACCCAGUUCGUCCCUCUAUCUGCCUCUAAUACCUAUUGUGUUCCCCCUUCUAAGAGAGAUUCAAGUAUCCUCACUUGGGUCUUUUUUCUUUUUCUUUUUCUUUUUUUUUAAUUGGAUAUUUUGUUUAUUUACAUUUCAAAUGUUACCCCUUUCCUGGUUUUUCCUCUGGAAACCUCCAUCCCAACCCCACACAUCCUGCCUCCAUGAGUGUGCUCCCCCACUCACCCACCCACUCUAUUCUGCCUCACUGCCCUAGCAUUCCCAUACACUGGAGCAUGGAGCCUUCAUGUGACCAAGGGCCUCUCCUCCCAUUGACAUCCAACAAGCUCUGUUACAUAUGUGGCUGCUGCAGUCAUGGGGCUGUCCAUGUGUACUCUUUGGAUGAUGGUUUGUCCCUGUAAGCUCUGGUGUGUCUGGUUGGUUGAUAAUGCUGUUCUUUCUAUGGGGUUGCCAACCCCUUCAGUUAUAUCAGACCUUUCUCUAUCUCCCCUAUUAGGGACCCUAUUCCAGUACAGUGGUUGGCUGAGAACAUCCAUCUCUGUAGUUGCCGGGCUCUGACAGAGCCUCUCAGGAGACAGCUAUUUCAGGCUCCUGUCAGCAUGUACGUCUUGGCAUCCCCAAUAGAGACUGGGUUUGGUGACUGAUUGUGGGAUGUAUCCCCAUGUGUGGCAGUCUUUGGAUGGCCUUUCCUUAAGACUCUGCUCCACACUUUGUCCCCAUAUUUCCUCCUGUGAGUAUUUUGUUCCCCCUUUUAAGAAUUACUGAAGCAUCCACACUUUUGUCUUUCUUUUUUUUAAAUUUUUUAUUGGAUAUUUUUUAUUUACAUUUCAAAUGUUAUUACCUUUCCUGGUUUCCCAUCCAUAAACACCCUAUCCCAUUCCCAUCCCCUUCUUCUAUAAGGGUGAUACCCAUCCCUAAAACACCCCUUCCCACCUCCCUGCCAUGACAUUUCCCUAAACUGAUGGUUCAGCCUUGGCAGGACCAAGGGAUUCUCCUCCCAUUGGUGUCCAACAAGGUCAUCCUCUACUACAUAUGCAACUGGAGCCAUGGGUCCCUCCAUGUCUUUGGGUAGUGGUUUAGUCCCUGGGAGCUGUGGUUUGCUGGUAUUGUUGUUGUUAUGGGGUUGCAAGCCCGUUCAGCUCCUUCAAUCCUUUCUCUAAUUCCUCCAUUGGGGAUCCUGUUCUCAGUUCAAUGGUUUUCUGCUACCAUUGCCCUCUGUAUUUGUCAAGCUCUGGCUGAGCCUCUCAGGAGACAGCUAUAUCAGGCUCCUGUCAGCAUGCACUUCUCAGCUUCAUCAAUAUUGUCUCCCCUCCUAUGAGUACUUUUGUUCCCACUUUUAAGAAGGAGUGAAGCGUAUAUAAGAAAUACUCAAGUUAAUAAAAAAAAAGAGAAAAAAAAAGGAGUGAAGCAUCAGCACUUUGGAAGUCUUUCUUCUUGAGCUUCAUGUGGUCUAUGACUUCUAUCUUGGGAAAUUCGAGCUUUUGGGCUAACAUACACUUAUCAGUGCAUGCGUACCAUCUGUGUUUUUCUGUGAUUGGGUUACCUCACUCAGGACAUAUUUUCUAGUUUGAUCCACUUGCCUAUGAAUUUCAUGAAGUCAUUGUCUUUGAUAGCUAAAUAGUACUCCAUUGUGUAGAUGUACCACAUUUUCUGUAUCCAUUCCUCUGUUGAAGGGCAUCUGGGUUCUUUGCAGCUUCUGGCUAUUAUAAAUAAGGCUGCUAUGAACAUAAUGGCGCAUGUGUCUUUAUGUAUGUUGGUGCAACAUUUGGGGAUAUGCCCAGGAGAGGUACAGAUGAGUCCUCAGGAAGUGGAAUGUAAUGUCUAAUUUUUUUGAGGAAUCUCCAGAUUGAUUUUCAGAGUAUUUGUACCAGUUUGCAAUCCCACCAAAAAUGGAGGAGUGUUUUUCUUUCUCCACAUCCUUGCCAGCAUCUGGUAUAACCUGAGUUUUUGAUCUUAGCCAUCCUGACUGGUGUGAGGAGGUGGAAUCUCAGGGUUGUUUUGAUUUGCAUUUCCCUUAUGACUAAGGAUGUUGAGCAUUUCUUUAGGUACUCCUCAGCCAUUCUAUAUUCCUCAGCUGAGAAUUCUUUGUUAGCUCUGUACCCCAUUUUAAUAGGGUUAUUUGGCUCUCUGGAGUCUAACUUCUUGAGUUCUUUGUAUAUAUUGGAUAAUAGCCCUCUCUCGGAUGUAGGAUCGAUAAAGAUCUUUUCCCAAUCUGUUGGUUGCCAUGUUGUCCUAUUGACAGUGUCUUUUGCCUUACAGAAGCUUUGCAGUUUUAUGAGGACCCAUUUGUCAAUUCUUGAUCAUAGGGCAUAAGCCACUGGUGUUUGUUCAGGAAAUUGUCCUCAGUGUCCAUGUGUUUGAGCUUUUGAGUUUUACGUGGUCAGUAAAUUAUAUCUUGGAUAUUCUGAGCUUUUGGGCUAAUAUCCACUGAUUAGUGAGUACUUAUCAUGUGUGUUCUUUUGUGACUAACUCAAGAUGAUAUUUUCUAGUUCCAACUAUUUGCCUAAGAAUUUCAAGAAGUCAUUACUUUUAAUAGCUGAGUAGUACUCCAUUGUGUAAAUGCUUGAUAUCUUAAUUAUCUUAUGGGUCUGGACAGAACUUUAAGUACUAUUUUGAAUAAAUAGGAAGAGGGUAGACAGUUUUGUCUUGUCCCUCAUUUUAGUAUAAUUGCUUCAAAUUUUUCUCCAUUUUUCAUCUUGGCUAUUGGCUAGCUUUAUAUUCCUUUGAUUAUGUUUAGGCAUGUGUCUUGUGUCCCUGAUCUGUCUAAUUCUUUUAACAUGAAUAGGAGUUGGAUUUUGUCAAAGGUUUUUUUUUAUAUCUAGUGAGUUGAUCGUAUGAUUUUCUUUCUCUCAGUUUGUUUAUAUAGUGGAUGGCAUUGAUGGAUUUUUGUAUGUUGAACAAUUCCUGCAUCCCUGGAAUGAAGCCUACUUGGUCAUGGUGGUUGAUGUUCUUGAUUGAUUUUUCCUAUGAUAAGUAUUAAAUACCCUGCCCUGUCUCUUUGGGUUAAUUUUGUUUGAAUGCCUGUUUUAUUAGAUAUUAGAAUGACUACUCCAACUUGCUUCUUCAUUCCAUUUUUUUAAAAAACUCUUUUCCAGUCAUUUACUCUGAGGUUUAUUUAUUCCUGAGGUGUUUUUUGUUUGGUUGGGUUUUUUUUAUUUGUUUGUUUGGUUGGUUUGGUUUGGUUUUGGUUUUUUUCUUUUUUGUUUUGUUUUGUUUUUGUUUUGUGCAGCAGAAUGAUGGAUCCUGUUUUUAUAUACAUUCUUUAAGCCUGUGUCUUUUUAUUGGGUAAUUGAGUUCAUUGAUGUUGAAAGAUAUUAAUGACUAGUGAUUGAUACUUCCUGUUAUUUUAAUACUGGUAGUGCUACUGCUACUGUGUGUGUGUGUGUGUGUGUGUGUGUGUGUGUGUGUGUGUGUGUGUUUGUGUGCACGCGCGCGCUUUCUGUAUGCUUAAAGGCCUCUUUUCUUUAUGUUGGGGAAAUUUUCUAUGAUUUUAUUGAGAAUGUUUUCUGGGCCUUCGAACUAGGACCCUUCACCUUCUUUAAUUCCUAUUAUUCUUAGGUUAGGUUUUUCAUUCCAGGUUUCCCGAAUGUUUGUUGUCAUUAGUAUUUUAGAUUUCACAUUUUCUUUGAAAGUUGUAUCUUUUAUGCCUGAAAGUCUCUCUUUCAUCUCCUAUAUUCUGUUGGUGAUGCUUUCAUCUAUUGUUCCUCUUCUCUUCCUCAUGUUUUCCAUCUCCAGGAUUCCCUCAGUUUGUGUUUUCUUUUUUGCUUCUAUUUCUACUUUCAGGUUUUGCUCAAUUUUAUUUAUUUCCUUCACUUGUUUCAUUGUAUUUUCGUGUGUAUCCUUAAGGUAUUUAUUUCCUCUUCAAAGACCUCUAUCUAUUUGAUUAUAUUUUCCUGUAUUUCUUUAAGGGAUUUAUUCCUAUUCAAAGGUCUCUAUCUUUUAUAUAUGAUUAAAUUUAAGGUUAAUUUCUUGUGCUUCAGUUGUGUUAAGAUUUCUAGGGUUUGCUGCAGUAGGGCAGUUGUGCUUUGGAGGUGUUAAAUUGCCCUGGCAUUUGUUGACUGUUUUCCUUUGAGGGAUUUUAGGCAUCUUGAUGGCUUUGACCCUGGAUGUUCCUGUUGUAAUAAUCAUGGAGUGGGGGUUGAUACCUUUUUGAUAUUGGUAUGGCAGAGCUGAGGUGGGUGUCCUUGCGUGGUCAUAGUUCCAGGUCAGCAGGUCUGUAUAGUUCAGGAUCCCCAAUUCUUUUUUUAAUUAGAUAUAUUUCUUCACCUACAUGUCAAAUGGUAUUCCCUUUCCCGGUUUCCUGUUCAUAAGCCCCCAUCUCCAGCCCCUCCCCGAGGAUCCACAAUUCUUGUUAAGGUGGGCAGGAGAGGUAGCAGGAGAAUGGAUACCAGGAUACCCCUAGGAUAUCAGGCUGCUCACAGAAGCUUGGCAUGCCUCAGACGAAGAUUAUAUGUGGUAGUUUUAAAGAUAAUGAACUAUCCCAUCAUGGCUGAUGGGACAAAGGAUAUUGAGCUUCACAAAUUACUGCUUAUGUCAUUAACUAUGAUAGCUUCAUAAGUCUAUUAUGCAGUUUUUUCAAUUAAAAAGAGUUAAUUCUACAAAUAUUAAGUUAUUCCUUGAACAUUUCUAAUGGCCCGUUAAAUAAUUAACUUCCAACUGAAAGGCACAUUUGACCUUUGCUUAGCAUCCUUUUUAAUUUCCAAAGCAGUUAAUGGAAUUUCUGAGUUGUUCUAGACUGUUUUAAGCGGGAAUCCCUGGGAUAUGCAGGAAAGCCUACUCACUUAGGACAUUUAAAAUGACAUUUAAUUGAUGGCUGCUUGUGGUAUACUAUCUUCAACUUUCACAAAUGUAUUUAGGCUUACAAUUCCUGAUUGUAUCCAAAGAGUACACGCAUGGACAGACCCAUGGCUCCAGCUGCAUGUGUACCAGAGGAUGACCUUGUUGGGCAUCAAUGGAAGGAGAGGCCCUUGGUCCUGUCAAGGCUGGAACCCCAGUAUAAGCGAAUGUCAGGGUGGAGAGGGGGGUGGGAGUG
Messenger RNA from Rattus norvegicus (Norway rat), 10465 nucleotides. Lineage: Eukaryota; Metazoa; Chordata; Mammalia; Rodentia; Muridae. The record is from RefSeq and is a predicted model, not a curated record.